Messenger RNA from Entrophospora candida, 1803 nucleotides. The record is from the annotation of a GenBank genome assembly. NCBI's taxonomy places the organism in Eukaryota, Fungi, Glomeromycota, Glomeromycetes, Entrophosporales, Entrophosporaceae.
AUGUCCGAAAAAUUGAAAAAAACGCAACAAACCAAAGUAAAAAAAACCAAUAACAACAAUAAAACCAAAACAAAAUUAUCAUCUUAUAAUAAUAUAAAAAUUUCAAAAAAAAAAGUUGAAAACAAAUCGGAUUUAGUUGUUGAAGCCUCUAGUUCCGUCUCAUCGACUUUCGCGUCUAUUUCAACCUCGGAUUUAUGCGAAGCUGCUUGCUCACAUUUAUCGCUUUACAAAGCAGAAAACCCUGAUAAUUAUCUAACAAAUUACAAGAAAAUAGCUGAUUCGUCUGUAACUUGGUACCGGACAGGUAUUGAAGUUUCCAGGGGAAAGAAAAGGGAGAGAAAGCUGCAUCCACAAAAAUGUCAAGAAUGUAAUUUUAAUGGUGAUCGAAUACAUUUUUGCCAAGAUUGUUUUUAUAUUGGCUGUUGGAAAAAUGGUCAUGCAAGAUCACAUUAUAAAAACACUAAUCAUAAAUUUGCAACCGAUGUGAAAAGAUUAUAUGUGUAUUGUUUUGAAUGUAAUAAUUAUAUUUAUGACUUUGAAUUUGAAGAGAUAAAAAAGCUUGCUGAUAUUAGAGCAGCAGAAGAUGAAUCGAUUGAAAAAGAACCAAAUUCAAAACGAGCAAGAUUUGAAGUAUACAAGCCUACACCUGAAGAAAGUAUUCUUAUUAAUGAAGGUUCAACUUCAUUUACAUGUGCGGGAUUUCGUGGUUUAUAUAAUUUGGGAGCGACAUGUUUCAUGAAUGCAGUAUUACAAACCUUUAUGCAUAACCCAAUCAUAAAAAAUUACUUUAUGAUGGAUAAACAUAAUAGUAAACUAUGUGAUAAAACUUGUUGUAUGUGUUGUGAAGUAGAUAAUCUUUUUCAAGAGUUUCAUACAAAAGAAAAAAAACCAUACCCGCCAUGUUCUUUUCUUUAUGCAAUGUGGAACAGUUCAACUGAAUUAGCAGGAUAUGCGGAACAAGAUGCUCACGAAUUUUUUAUGGCUGCAAUUAAUCAAAUGCAUCUUGAUUCUAGAGAUUGUAAUCAAAAAUGUGAUUGUAUUAUGCAUAAAGCAUUUGCAUUUUGGAUGCGUUCACGAAUCACUUGUAAGGAAUGUAAAAAAGUGAAGAAUAUUGAUGAGCAUAUGGUCGAAUGGCAAUUACACUUAAAACAACGUAAUUUGGAUAAAAGGAAAAGGAAUGGAUUAUCUAAAUUAAAAGCAUCUCAAUCAUCGUCAUCACAAGAUUCAAAUGGUGUUAUUAUUGCUCAUGAUGACGAUGAUGAUAAAAAUGAACUAUAUCAAUGUUUGAACAAAAAUUUAUCUGAAGAAUUAUUAUUUGGAUAUCAAUGUGAAUUUUGUACUGAAAGGAAAAUCAAAAAUGGAAUACCUCCAGAAGAUGCAGCCAAACCUACAGAGCGAUUUCAUCGAGAUAAUAAAAAAACUGUCAAGAAUGAAGCAGAAUUGACAUUCUAUGAAGAGAUUGAUAUGAGUGGUUACACUAGUAUCGCGCAGGAUAUUUUGAUAAAUGGAGGAUCAUUGGAUGAUGUUGAGCCAUUUAAAUAUCAUUUGUUAUCGGUUGUUAAUCACGAAGGUAACUUGAACACUGGUCAUUAUACUGUAUAUUGUAAAAACCGUGGUCAGUCGAUAAAUUGGUAUGAUGGAGGUAUACUCAGGGGCGACAUUAAUAAUAAUGACAUGGAUGUGAUAUUUGUAUUUAAAGACGGUGCCAAUCUUACCAGACGUGAAGAAGCAUCAAUGGCUCGACAUCAAAGGAAUACACCAGACAUAUGUGAAGCAUGUGGAUCAAUAAAACGUCCGAGUUGA